This is a messenger RNA of Betta splendens (Siamese fighting fish), 6295 nucleotides long. RefSeq names its product voltage-dependent calcium channel gamma-4 subunit-like. Gene Ontology annotation, molecular function: voltage-gated calcium channel activity; channel regulator activity. Lineage: Eukaryota; Metazoa; Chordata; Actinopteri; Anabantiformes; Osphronemidae. Gene Ontology annotation, cellular component: AMPA glutamate receptor complex; postsynaptic density membrane. The transcript is spliced from 4 exons. Gene Ontology annotation, biological process: regulation of AMPA receptor activity; positive regulation of synaptic transmission, glutamatergic; postsynaptic neurotransmitter receptor diffusion trapping. Bases 1511 to 2917 code for a protein of 468 amino acids. The record is from RefSeq and is a predicted model, not a curated record.
AUGCACACACACACACACACACACACGCACACACACAUGCACACACACGCACACACAUGCAUACACGCACACACACACAUGCAUACACGCACACACACACACGCACACACACACAGACACGCACACACACACACUCACUGACACAGACACACACACACAUGCACACAUACACACACACACACACACUGACACAGAAGCACACACACACACACACUCGCAGACACACACACACACACACACACACGUGUUCACACAUAAACAACACGCACCAAUGCGCCGACAGCGUCUGUGAGGAUGAGGCGCGCUGGUGUUUGCUCAAAGUGGUGUUUUGGCUGAAGGACAGACUGAGCGGGAGCUGAUGAGCAGCGCGUUUGUUGGGUCUGAGCCGGCAGACGUUUCAACCUCAGCGGAGGCAGAUGUUCCAGGUGUGACACCGCUCCCGCUGCGUGAGUGGAGGAAUCCUGCUGAGCGCCUCGGUCCGAACCAACGGAACCGCCCCCGCGUUUGUGAAGUCACAGUCAGGACUGUGUGCAUAUUUCAGCAGGCAGGUCAUAUUUGGGGUCAGAGUAGCAGUGGUCCGGGUUAUUUUGGGAUUUGCGUUGCCAUGGAAACCUCCCCAAGGCUUUCCUGUCCGUUGAAGAGCCCACAGUGGGAUGAGCGGCGUCCGGCCGAUCGAUGGCUGACAUUAACCUCCCUGUGAGUGGAUGAAGCUGAACUCCUCUCAUGCACGGUUAAAUGGCACCUACGCAGACCCCCCCCCACCCCCACCCCCCGCCGGCGCUCAGCUCCUUGGAUGUUUUAUUCGUGUUUCCUGAAGCACCACAUGUGUUGAAUCUCUCCUCCUCCGUCACUUUGCUUCGUAUCUAUUGAUCUGAUCCAGACUUUGCGCUGGGACUUUCUUUACCUGAAGCUCCUCGUGCAUUUAAAUGGUGCCUUUCUGCGUCUCAGGUUUCCUUCCUCCGAACAGAUCCGCGGUUCACCUUGUGUUGGGUUCAGAUGAUAUUCAUGGUUUUAUCUUUCUGAUGAUGCAGCUGUUUGUUCUGCUGCCGUUCCAGCUUGGGCUCAGGUUUAUUAUCAUUGGUGUUCUGGACUGGACCCCUGAGCUCCUAGCAGUCGCCACAGCAGCUCAGCAGGAACGCGCUAAAUAUUUAGCAGUGAACAGCUCAUCCUCUGGUUGUUUUCACUGAUUCUGGCUGGAAAUAACUACACGCUGCAGAGCAGAGCCUGUUUCUGCCCAGGCGCCGUUAUGGCAUCAAGCAUGACACGACAGCGUCGCGUGGGUCAGGUGGAACCGUAGCUGGUGUUUGUGCCAAUAGAAGCGCAGGAUGGAUGCAUGACUGGACCGGGCUCAGCGGGUCGACACAGACGGCGUCCAGCAUCAGAGGUCAGAGUGAGGUCACCCAGGGGUCAUUAAUUUAAUUAAUGCUGAGAGCGUCCCACGUCCUGGUUCUCAUGUCAAACAAACGCAGAGCGUCCUGCUGCAGCCGCUGAGGGCCGGCGCCGCGGCGUCAUGGCCGACAGCGGUGGUUUGGUCCGUAGGGGUCGUGUGAACGUGCAGCGUGUCACCAUGGGUGACCUCCUCCUUUUCCUCCCAGACGUCAGCUUCCUGCCCCGCCCGGCCAUGGUGUGGUGUGAGCGGGGCAUUCAGGUGCUGCUGACCACCAUGGGAGCCUUCGCCGCCUUCGCCCUGAUGACGGUGGCCAUCGGUACCGACUACUGGCUCUACGCCCGGGCGUUCAUCUGCAACAGCACGGCCAACUCCUCCCAGGACGACUCCAACAACAAGGACAAGAAGGACCCGGGGGCGCUCACGCACUCCGGCCUCUGGAGGAUCUGCUGCCUGGAGGGCCUGAAGCGAGGCGUGUGUUCCCAGAUCAAUCACUUCCCAGACGACGCCGACUACGACCAGGAUGCUGCGGAGUAUCUGCUGCGUGUGGUGCGAGCCUCCAGCAUCUUCCCCAUCCUCAGCGCCAUCCUGCUUCUGCUCGGCGGCGUCUGCGUGGCCUCCAGCAGCUUCUACAAGAGCAAGAGGAACAUCAUUCUGGGCGGAGGGAUUCUCUUCGUGGCUGCAGGCCUCAGCAACAUCAUCGGAGUCAUAGUGUACAUCUCGGCAGCGCUGAGCGACAUCUCGCCCAAGAAGGACGAGGAUAAGAAGUGGCACUACUCCUACGGCUGGUCCUUCUACUUCGGCGGCCUGUCCUUCAUCCUGGCCGAGAUGGUGGGCGUCCUCGCCGUCAACAUCUACAUCGAGAAGAACAAGGAGCUGCGCUGCCGCUCCCGCACCGACCUCUUCAAAAGCACCACGCACGCCAUGCUGCGCCUGCCCAGCUACCGCUUCCGCCGGCGCUCGCGCUCCAGCUCCCGCUCCACCGAGCCGCCGCGGUCCCAGGAGACCUCCCCCAUCGGCGCCUCCAAGACCUUCAGCCUGCCGCCGUCGGCGCCGCCGUUCUCCGUGGCCACGCUGCCCAACCCGCACCACAGCAGCGGCGGCGGCGGCGGAGGAGGGGGCGACAUCUCCAUGUACACCCUGUCCAGGGACUCCAAGCUGGGCAGCCUGGGAGGCGGCGCUCCGCCGCUCUACGGCACCGUGGACCGGGCCACGCUCUACCAGCUCCACAACUACUUCCCCAAAGACGGCAGCGGCAGCGGAGGAGGCGGAGGCGGCUCGGCCGUGAUCAGCAGCGGCACCCUCCCGUCCCACUCCAAGUCCAACCUGGCGGCGGCGGCGGCCGUGGCCCAGAACGCAGCCCCGCUCAACACCUCCACCGCCGCCACCGCCCCGGCCCAGCCGGCCCCCAUGUCCACGGCCACCAUGGAGAGGGACCGGGGCAACAUGGGAACGCUGGACCGGCUGACGGCCAAGAGAGACAGGGACAGCAACUCUGACACGCUCAACAGGAAAACCACGCCCGUGUAGAGACAGGACUGGGGGGGUCAACAUAACGGGGGGCACAUGAACACAACAGGGAGGCACAUCAACACAAUGAGGGGCGCAUCAACACAACGGGGGUCACAUCAACACAACGGGGGUCACAUGAACACAAUGAGGGGCCCCUUCAACACAACGGGGGCACAUGAACACAACGAGGGGUCAAUCAACACAACGAGGGGCGCAUCAACAUAACGGGGGCACAUCAACACAAAGGGGUGCACAUCAACACGACGAGGGGCACAUCAACAAAACGGGGGUCACAUCAACACAACGAGGGGCACAUCAACACAACGGGGGUCACAUCAACACAACGAGGGGCGCAUCAACACAACGAGGGGCACAUCAACACAAGGGGGGUCACAUCAACACAACGGGAGUCACAUCAACACAACGAGGGGCGCAUCAACACAACAAGGGGCACAUCAACACAACGAGGACACAUCAACACAACAGGGGCACAUCAACACACUUGGUUCGCAUCAACACAACAGGAGGGGCACAUCAACACAACGGGGGUCACAUCAACAUAAUGGGGGGCACAUCAACACAACGGGGGUCACAUCAACACUACGGGGGUCACAUCAACACAACGAGGGUCACAUCAACACAAUGAGGGGCACAUCAACACGAGGGGCACAUCAACACAACGAGGGGCACAUCAACACAACGAGGACACAUCAACACAACAGGGGCACAUCAACACACUAGGUUCGCAUCAACACAACAGGAGGGGCACAUCAACACAACGGGGGUCACAUCAACAUAAUGGGGGGCACAUCAACACAACGGGGGCACAUCAACACAAUGAGGGGCACAUCAACACAACGAGGACACAUCAACACAACAGGGGCACAUCAACACACUAGGUUCGCAUCAACACAACAGGAGGGGCACAUCAACACAACGGGGGUCACAUCAACAUAAUGGGGGGCACAUCAACACAACGGGGGUCACAUCAACACUACGGGGGUCACAUCAACACAACGAGGGUCACAUCAACACUACGGGGGUCACAUCAACACAACGAGGGGCACAUCAACACAACGAGAACACAUCAACACUACGGGGGGCACAUCAACACACUAGGGGGUCACAUCAACACAACGGGGGGCACAUCAACACAACUCUCUCUGGUCUCCAGUCUUUCCUGCCUUGCUGCCAUAUUUACCUGCCCACACCACAAACGGUCAUAAAGCCCUGGCGGACGCUGAGCUCGGACAGACGCCUUAAAACGCUCCCCGACUCGCUGAGCCUGAAGCCGGCUGCACAGUUUCUCCUGUUAGGCCAAGAUGGGACCUUCCCAGUUCAACCAGUGCCUUCGCUGGAGCUUGUGUUGUUUCCCCUCGUCAUCCUGAUUUCAUCAGACGACUGACGCCUCCAACACAGGAAGCACUGAUUCGUCCAGACUGGGCUGAAUCUGGCUGAAAAGAACACGUUAAGGCACAGAAAGCACUGCUUCCAACAACAACCGAUAAAAGGUGAUGGAAGAAGCAGCAUCUGGUUCUACUUCAGCUCCACAGACGAGAAGGAGCUGCUCGGCGGCGACUCGAUGAAGUCAAGGUCAACAGCAGCUACUUAAGCUCAGCCAUUAAUUAGCCAGUGACACUCAGACCGGAGCCUCGCGUCGCUCUGUGGCUCCAUUGGUUUCAGAUUCUGGGAGCCGUAGAUGUUGCGCUGCCCCUGAACGCCUCCUUUACGCCCCCGGGCUUCACAGCUCAGUGAAACGCGGCACCGACGUACAUCCAGACUAACCUCCUCUGAGGUACAACUGGGGGGACGUGACUCCAGGGCUUUAUGGCGGCUUGUGGCGACUCAAGGCAGAGUCUGUUGAUUGUUCCCACCUCAGGGCUGCAGCCGCAGGGUGGAGGUCAGACCCGCUCACACUCAGGGGUGGAACUAGUUCAGCAGCUUCAAUUUCAAUUCACCAGUUAUUCUAAAAGGAAGUGAACCAUUUAAAAGCCAAGAACAAUAAACUCUCAACAAGCAAAACAAAGCACAUUAUCAAUGUAAAUGAGUUCUAAAUAAUCCGAAGCGAAUUUGUGUUAAUGUGUGACCUUUGGACCGAACCUCUUCACUAUCAAGGCACUUCUGAACCGACUGGGUUUGAACGCGGGGGAGGUUGGUUCGCCUUCGCUGCGUCUCUGCCUCAGCUAGAACUAUAUCCUGUGUCAGAGCUAGAACAAUAAGUGUGUUAUAUUAUAAUCUAUUUACUUCAACAGAAGCACAUAACGUCUGUAUAUCGUACCGUCUGUUCACAGAGUGAUUGAUCAUCUCUAGGUUCUGAGGUCUAAGUAUAAAUAUGUGUUUCUAUGAUCGUAAUGGUUCUUGCAGGGUAUUGAUACAUUAUGUGCUUUUUAUAAUUCGUUUUCACUUUAGUUUCUCUUGCUUAUUUACACUAAAGUCAGUGCUGUGAAGUGGAAAGCAUGUGAGCGGGUCAUUCACGCUGUGUGUGUGUGUGUGUGUGUGUGUGUGUGUGUGUGUGUGUGUGUGUGUGUGUGUGUGUGUGUGUGUGUGUGUGUGUGUGUGUGUGUGCGACUGUUGGAUUUCACUGUGUGCAUUACGUUCCUGUUAACGUUCUCACUGUUUACUCUUGAUGUUUCUCCAACUUCUGAUUUAACUAUAUUUUUUUAACAAAGGUCACUUUGCUUCAAAGGAAGUAGAAGACAUAAAUGCCUCACAUUAGUGACCUUCGUCUGUCGGUUCGUUGGACAGGAGCCGCUCUGAGGCUCAGCUCAUAACGAGUAGUUUGGGUUCCUCUGUUUGUUCAUAUUCUAACUGAAACCGGUUGUUUCCAUCCAGUUCCACUGUGUUUAUCUCCUGUCAGCUCUAUAGAUUUUCUACACAUUUACCAACGUAGCCUAAUAUUCUGUGUUUUUCAAUGUUCUGACUAGUGUUCAACUGUAGACAAUAGAUUUCUAUGACUCUAUUUCUUUUUGUGGUGGUACGUGUAGAUAUUCUUAAUGUUCUAUCGGUUCCUCCAGCUGUAUCUUUGGGCUCUGAAGGCGCGUGGCUGAGCCAGUAGUCUAAGUGAGGGCACAGUGAGCAUUCGUACGUGUGGUCGGUGUUGGUUUUGUCAGUAUUUGGUACAGCGAUCUUUUCCCAUGUGAACGUCCUUUUCCGUUCCCUCGUCUCCUCUUAAACUGAGACGUGAAGCCAUUUUAAAGCGAAGGACAGACACCAGCUCAACACUUAGGCUACUGACAGGAGACAGAUGGAAACACAGACUGAUGAAGGCCAAGAGCAGUAAGGAAAAGGGGAAGCAAUACAAUCCUCAAUGGAAACGACACAACCAUAGGGUGUACACGUAUAUAAAUAUAUAUAUAAAUAUAUAGAUAUAUUCAAUAAAGUUCUAUAUUAAAGUGG